This is a messenger RNA of Ilex paraguariensis (yerba mate), 453 nucleotides long. The record is from the annotation of a GenBank genome assembly. NCBI's taxonomy places the organism in Eukaryota, Viridiplantae, Streptophyta, Magnoliopsida, Aquifoliales, Aquifoliaceae.
AUGUCGAAGAGGAAGACAAGGGAGCCCAAGGAAGAAAAUGUGACCCUUGGGCCAGCCAGGCGGGAUGGGGAGCACGUGUUUGGAGUGGCACACAUUUUUGCAUCAUUUAAUGACACAUUUAUUCAUGUGACUGAUUUGUCUGGAAGAGAAACCUUGGUUCGAAUUACUGGUGGUAUGAAGGUAAAGGCUGACAGGGACGAAUCUUCACCAUAUGCAGCCAUGCUUGCAGCACAAGAUGUUGCACAGCGAUGCAAGGAACUUGGCAUUGAUGCUCUUCAUAUUAAGCUUCGGGCUACAGGAGGGAAUAAGACUAAGACACCUGGCCCAGGUGCCCAGUCUGCACUCAGAGCUCUUGCUCGUUCAGGCAUGAAAAUUGGUCGCAUAGAGGAUGUGACUCCAAUUCCCACCGACAGUACUCGUAGAAAAGGUGGCAGAAGGGGAAGAAGGCUGUGA